ACAUCACAAAAGCACUGACUAAAUUCAUCAGUACCAAAUAAAAUGAAUGUACCUGCUUCCCGACAUAUCUCCUAAAAUACCUGGUACAAAAGAUAAUUUGACACCACGACACAAUCUAAUUCACAAAAUAAUACGUAAUCCAAUACAGAAUAGCAAAAAGUGAGCAACCCAACAUUGCAUCGCGAAAAGCUGCAGAGCCUUUGUUACGUGCGAGAGAGAGACCACUAUAGCUGCCCAAACCGCUCCGCAGCUCCGUCUUUAAAUUACACGUUCUCAUAGCCUUGUACCGGUUUGGGCGCUUCGAGGAACGACUGAUAGAGCGUUACGCGCUGUUGCAUUUUCAACCCUAUAUUUUAGUCAACAUGGUUGAUUUAGAUGUGUAAUAGAAUGGUGGUAAGGACAUUUUUAUGUUCAGUGGAAAUACAGUAAUGGGGGGUGCACGACAUGGACACCGAAGUCGGGGUUUAGAAUUUCAGUACAGCUUCGGAUAGCUGCGAAGCGCUGCUUUGUUAGCUCUGCAAUUGUUUGCUGAGCCUAUUUUUUUUAAUAUCCUACGCGUUCCUUCGCCCCUUUUAUCAUACAAAAAUAAACCGGAUUCUUCAACAAAACGAAUAAACUUGCUCGUACAAAAUAGAACAGUAUUAAAUUACAAAAUAUAAUUUUUAACAACUUUUGAAGUGGAAGGUGAAACUUUGUGUUUUCUAGUGUCGCUCAAAUUUUAUGUGAAAUUAUAGAAGAUAGAUUUAAUGUAAUUUAGGUCUAAGCUAUGGAUUGUGAUACAAAUUUGUAUAAGAUACCAAUAAGACUCGACCCAGGCUCAUGGUGUCAAUUAAAAGUAAAAUAAGCGCAAUGGCCGCUCAAAAUGCAAAUACCCGCUCAAAAAACUGUCAAAGUGACGUUAGCCGAGUGAAGUGAGUGUCCGAGAUGUACGUUGGCUACACAGCAUGGUGACACUGAUGCCGUGUAGCUACCUCGGCGGCGGGUCCCCGCGCUGCAGCUUGGAGCAUACGGAGCCUAAGGCAAAGCGGCCUAGAUCCGACAACAACACCGAUGUAUCUGAUAGACUAUCGGGCGAAGUCAACCAAAGCCCUUGCGGGUCAGAGUCAACGUCAAAUUCGCCACCAUCUUUGCUCCAAGACGCGUCACUGCCGGCGCUCCUAGUGUCCGGGGCGUCCACCAUAUUCCAGACCACGACGACGGCCGCCAACUCCGCGCUGAACGCGGCUGUAGAUAGCUUAUGCUUGCCUGGUAGCUCGGAGGUGGACUGUAGUUUGGCGAACGGAUGUGCGACGUCGCUUGGGUUAGCGUUGCCGCUAACGUCAACCGGUGGCCUCUGUACGUCUACCUCCUCGCCAUCGGCGGUGGCCUGGUUGAUGAAUGAGGAUAGCACGGGCGGUGGCGUCAAGAGCGAGGUGCGCAGCCCCGGGCUGUGCGAGGCGGACGUGGCGCUGUACGGCGAGGCUCUGCCGUACGACCAGUCCACGCUGCCCUACCAGUAUUACAACAGUAUGCAGCAGUAUGGAGGCGGCGGCGCGGCCUCCUCCUACGUUGGCUCCACUCUGUACAACCAGCCCUACACCGCGUACCCUCCUGCGCACAACUCUAAUAACAGGUCGUCGUGCAAAGCGACGCCGACGUAUCUGAGCUACGGCGUUGGGGGCGUUGGAUCCGUGCCGGGCUCGGGGUUCGGCGCGCAGCCCUCACCCUACUACCCCUCGUACAACGGAAGCUUGACACAGACUUUCCCUCAGCAAGACUACAGCAGUUACGCGAGCAGCUAUGCCGAGCACAACGUCGCUCAAUACAGUGGGUACUACGCGACGCCCAGCUACUCCCCCUACCACGCCGUCAGCUCGCCCAGCAGCAGCGGCAGCGCGGGACACACGUCGUACCAUCUCGGCGGCGCGUUAUCAGAAUCGCCAUCAUCAAUGCUCCCUUCAUUAAAUGACAACAAUCCCUUAUCUCCAAUAAAAAAUGAAAUACAUGCAGCGAGCCGGAGGUGCAGAGAGAACUCAGGUGAAAGCACAAGCAGAACUCGAGGUCGGGGGCGGCGGAACACGUCCUCGUCGCCGGCGCAGCACGUGCCCGAGCCCGCCACGGACCGGGUGUUCAUCUGGGACUUGGACGAGACCAUCAUCAUAUUCCACUCACUUCUCACGGGGACCUACGCUACUAAGUAUAAUAAGGACACACAACAGAUAGUACAGCUGGGAUUCAGGAUGGAAGAGAUGAUAUUCAGCCUGGCUGAUACGCAUUUCUUCUUCAACGAUGUUGAGGACUGCGACCAGGAGCACAUAGACGCGGUGGCGGCAGACGAUAACGGCCAAGACCUGUCAGCGUACAACUUCUCAUCGGACGGGUUCCACGCGGGCGGCGGCGCGGGCGCGGCGCCGGCUCUCUGCGCGCCUGGUGUGCGCGGCGGCGUCGACUGGAUGAGGAAACUCGCCUUCCGGUACCGGAAGAUCAAGGACACUUAUAAUAACUAUAGAAAUAGCGUUGGAGGCUUGCUAGGACCAGCGAAACGGGAACUGUGGUUGCAACUACGGGCCGAAUUGGAACAGGCGACGGAUAACUGGCUCACGUUGGCCUGCAAAUGCCUCAACAUGAUCAACUCUAGGGAGAACUGCGUGAACGUGCUGGUGACGACGACACAGCUGGUGCCGGCGCUGGCCAAGGUGCUGUUGUUCGGGCUUGGCGGAGUCUUUCCUAUCGAGAACAUCUACUCCGCCACCAAGACUGGCAAAGAAACUUGCUUCGAGAAAAUAAAGCAACGUUUCGGCGAGCGCUGCACCUAUGUGGUGGUCGGCGAUGGCCAGGACGAGGAGGCGGCCGCCAAGGCCAAGAACUACCCCUUCUGGCGCGUCUCCUCACACUCGGACAUCGCGGCGCUCUACAACGCGCUCGACAUGGGCUUCUUAUGAUUUAUGCGCGCCUGGUACAUGAUACGCUUAGAUGUAAGGAAAAUGUGUCACCAAUUUGGCAGGAA
This is a messenger RNA of Cydia amplana, 2986 nucleotides long. It is a transcript of the gene eya, whose product is annotated as eyes absent homolog 2. Lineage: Eukaryota; Metazoa; Arthropoda; Insecta; Lepidoptera; Tortricidae. Gene Ontology annotation, biological process: negative regulation of extrinsic apoptotic signaling pathway in absence of ligand; positive regulation of DNA repair; cell differentiation. The coding region runs from base 945 to 2921 and encodes 658 amino acids. The transcript is spliced from 15 exons. The record is from RefSeq and is a predicted model, not a curated record. Gene Ontology annotation, cellular component: nucleus. Gene Ontology annotation, molecular function: protein tyrosine phosphatase activity.